This is a messenger RNA of Arabidopsis lyrata subsp. lyrata, 1165 nucleotides long. RefSeq names its product probable transcription factor At1g11510. Gene Ontology annotation, cellular component: nucleus. Gene Ontology annotation, biological process: regulation of DNA-templated transcription. The record is from RefSeq and is a predicted model, not a curated record. NCBI's taxonomy places the organism in Eukaryota, Viridiplantae, Streptophyta, Magnoliopsida, Brassicales, Brassicaceae.
UUAUAUAAAGGAACCCUAAAGAAGUGGUAAAGCAAAGCAAAAUCUCAUUAGGUUUCAGUCUCAAAAGUCACUUCAGAAACCCUAAAUAUAUCGAUCCAUGUCUCAGAAACGUUUCAAUACGCCGAUGGCUUCUUCAAGCGACGAAGAUGAAGUGGAGACUCCAAUCAGAGAAGGUGAAGACUCUUCGUCGGAUGAAGAAGAUGAUGUUGUGUCCUCUAAAAACCCAUCAUCAGCCGUGAUGAAGAAGCCAGUCGUUGCCACGGAGAAGCAAGUUUCUGAUUCCGAAUCUGGAUCUGAAUCAGAUGAAGAAGAAACUGAUUCCGACUCCGAAGAACCCGUGAAGAAAGAUGAGGUUGUGACUAAGCCAGUGAAGCUUGUAACCGAAGCCAAAGAUUCUGUCUUGAAGAAGAAUCAAGAUUCCAAGAAGGUGAAAGAUUCUGAGAAAUCUGUUUCAAAGCGUUCUCGUGAAACCGAUGAAGCAGGAGCCUCUACUGAUGUGAAGAGGGUCAAGAAGGUUUCAGGGGAAGCAGAGCAAAAGAGUGGUGGAGGAGAAGAAACGAAGAAAGCUUAUUUCCAACGUGUUUGGACUGAAGAUGAUGAGAUUGCGGUUUUACAAGGUCUUAUUGAUUUCAGAAACGAUACUGGGGUAAGUCCUUAUGAUGAUACUAAUAGGGUUUAUGAGUUGUUGAAGAAAUCUAUUAGCUUUGAUGUCUCUAAGGUUCAGUUCAUGGAAAAACUUAGGAAUUUAAGGAAGAAGUAUGAGAACAAUCUUGUUAAAGCCAAGAGUGGUGAUGAACCUACGUUUGUAAAAACUCAUGAUCGCAAGGCUUUUGAAUUGUCUAAGUUUGUUUGGGGAGCUAUUGAAUCAGCUGUGAAAUCUAGUGGGAAGUCGAAGAAGAGUAGUAAGUCGAAGAAAGUUGAGUCUGUGAACCAUGAGCUUGAUUCUUCUUUGCCCAAUGGUAAGAACGAGGGUGCCGCGGAUCUGGAUACGUUUCCCAAGUCUUCUCUUGUAAGAUGGCUAGUGAGUUUUGGUUUUGAUGAAUUUUCUGCUCAACAAGGAUUGAGUUGCCUUGCCUCAGAGGAUAAGAAGAGAUUCGAGGAAGUGGAAAGCAUUGCAGGUUAGGGAAUUCGAGUUCUAUUCGCAGAAGAGCGGUUUUCUUCAUGA